CUUUGACCUGCUGAGUACUUGGCAGUGACGGAUACGCUUUGUGUUCACACUGCCAACAGGAAUUCCACACUCCGUGUUGAAGAUGCACUGUCUAGUCAGUCUGGAUCGCGGAGAGGAACUGAACCGGUUCAAGUAGAAUGUCAACAAGUGACGCAGGACACUUGGAGCUCACACUUGGAGGAGAAACACGCAGGGACGCAGCGACUGCACGACAGGAGAAUGGGCUUGAGACUCCGCCUCUGCAGCACUCUUGCCGUCUUCCCAUCACGCGGGAGCGAACAUCCAAAGCACUAAUAAUUCCAAGACGAGAGGUGGAUGCUGACCGCGGGCCCAGGUACACCUCCUUUGUCCUGUUAAGACUCUCCAACAACCUGGACCUCAACAAGUCCGAGCUGCGACUCAAGAGGAAGCAAGACUCGUGUCUACGUAGUUCAAAUGAAUCAGAGCGGAGCAAAGCUGUGGGCAGCAGAUAUCAGGUGAUUGGACCAACUUCCCUUCCAGACACCCCAAAGGAUUUAACCAGCGAUUCUCCAUUACCAGAGAAGAUCCCGUUUUUGGUCAAGGAAGACCAAGAGGUUUUCACAGUUUGCCAUGAAUCCAGAAGUAUAUCGCAGCCCAGAUUGACCGUCUGCAAAUUCACCGAUUUGGACCAAACCGAUGUUGAGGACCAGUCUGACUCCAGCGGAGCCAUGUUGUCGUCUGCCAUGGUGACAGUUCUGGCCCCAAAUUGGACUGACCGACUUCGACGGUCCAAAAGGUUCGAGUCAACCGGGAGUUUGGAAACUCUGGUGAAUCUACAAGGCGGGUCCGACUCGCGUUCGACGGAUCAUUCUCACGAGGUUCAAAGUGGCGUAGAGAAGAUGUUCACCAUCUCGCAAGCCCAGUCGAGAGCUCCAUUCCAGUGUACCAGGCAAAGAUCAACGGGCUGGUCUGCUAACAGCGGUCCUCCAAAUGUGGGCUAUGAAUCAAAGACUAAAUUUGUUCGAACAGUUUCGUUGGAAGUGAAAGGGACAGACAUCAAGAAAGCAGAAGUAAGUUCUACCAUGGAUGCGAAUCCACAAAAGAGGAAUCCUGAAGGCGGUCCUCAUGUCAGACAUUCGUCUAUGAGUUCCAAACCAACAACGAGCAGUCUUCUUCUAUCAUUAAGACGAUUAAACAGUCUCUCUCGUACAAACCAAGCUCCUUCUGAGAUACCGCUGAAGGCCGAUCCGGAUGUCAAGAUUUUCUCAACAAAUCUUUCUCAACCUUUUUCCAAACCUCGGAAAGAACUGAUUAAAUCACUUCCCUCUUCCGCAUCCAUUUCUCCUAAGGCGCCUGAAACCGAACCAGUCGGUUCCUCAUCAUUGUCUGAUAGUAGUGCAAGAGGAAAAACAAUCUUCCGUUCGUCUUUACCGAUCAACAAAGAUGACACACCCUUUUCCAAACUACAGCAAACAACCAACAGAACCCAGCCAAGUAUUUCCCUGCUCAGUCGACGAGCAUCUGGAAGGGAACGCAACUGGAGGGAUUCGGGCAUAGGAUUAAACCUGAUGUCGGACAGCCACGUGUCUUCAUCUAAACCAACCCAGUACGACUCAAACAUGCCCGUGGCCUCAUCGUCUGGUUGGCAACAAACUGGCCAACAGACCAGUUCAACUCCAGUUCUCACGGACACACCCAAUUUCCAAAACAAGCCGAACACACCCUUGAUUCCUCUUUGUAACAAUAAUUGUGACCCAGCAGCUCUUAGCCUGAAUAAUAACAACCAAAGUCUUAACCAUAAAGUUUCCCGUAAUUGCAGCAACGGCACAGCAGAGUCGGUUUCCAAUGUUAACCUGAUGAUAAAACCACAGCGAGGAGGAAGUCAGAGUGUCAAAGAGAAACAUUCCGGCUAUACAAUUGACAAAGGGAAGCUAGCAAAACAACUCUAUGAAUCCAGUUUAAAGAAAAUACAACUAAAGUCUUCAAGUUUUCCUGAUGGUCAAGCGUCUUUCCCAAGUCAUGGCUCGCUAAAAUUAAAUGGGAGUGAAUUAUCGAACAAAAAUUAUCAGUGCUUCCUCACGCCCACGUCUCCGGAACGCCAGAACUCUCCAUCGAUCUCCAGCGGUCUCCCACACAAGGACCAAAAGCCUUGUUCCUCUGUUGAGAUCUCCAGAACUACAUCAUUGUCCUGUGGUUCUACAUCCCAAACCACAACUCUCGGUUUUGAAAGACGCUAUUCCUCCAAUCCGAAGCCUCUCCAGCCGAAGUCUGUGCCCUGCCUUGUUCUUUCAGCGAGUCGAUGCACCCCAGACUCUAUCCCAACUUCAAUGACUCCAAGCCUUCAAACUUCCAAACACCCUGCCGCCCUGAUCCGUCCGAGCACGAUUGACGCCGAACCGAAAAGUCCCAAAGCCGGAGGAAUAUUAACCAACCACUCGGAAAAAGAGAGAAAAAGAUUGAGUCUCCCAGGACACGGAAAGCGAGUCAAGCAUGUCAUGUGGGAGGACACUGAGAAUUCCGAACCCACUGAGAUACCCGCUUUUUCUCCACUACCUCGCUCAAGGUCUCAGCGACUUAUUCGAUCACCGUCCAUCUUCUCCUUUUUAAGAUCAAGCAGUCCAAACACGAAAAACACUCCUCUCUGCACGACAUCACCCAAGACUUCCAACUUGCAUGUCGGGAAAGGAGGGAAGUAUCGAUCCUCAUCGUCUGACUCUGCGGAUCAGGUACUGAAAGAGGGGGAGCAGUCCAGUAAAUCCGAGCAAAUCGGCGAUCAGGCGGUGGUCAUGAAUCAAGACAGACCAGUUUCGGCCCCACGCAGACUUCAGAGGUCCCUGUCCUUGCAGGCUAUUUUGUUCCCGCCAACUGAUCCCUCGCCAGCUCCCGAUUUUUCAACUGGGUACAAAAUCCGUUACAGCCCCCCACCUUACUCCACUCUCAUCUCUACCCGGGUGGAAGCUAAGAAAGCGACUCCCAGGUCACCGCUUUUCCAAAACGCCAAUUCCAACUAUAGCUCGCAUGCUGCCUUGCUUUGUCAUGGAGAUGGAGAUGCAACCUUAACGACGUCGAAACCGCUGCAGAGGAAACCACCCAGACCUUCUCUUCGGCAGAAUAAAAUUCCAUCACGAGAGAAUUCCUUCAGUCGUGUCUCACACGCGGACGAUAUCAACAAUAACAACUGCAAGAAUAUCAGUCAGCAGAACGGCCAAGAAAGCCGAGAUAGUCUCGCCCAAAAGCAUCAGAGCUCCAAAACGGAUCCAGCUGCUCCAAGGAACGCAAGGGAAGAACCAUUGCAACAUCUAUCAAAGAUCCCAAGUGAAGACUCACACGGAACUACGAGUCGUUCCAAUCUCAGCUCAAGCGGCAGCAGCUCGACCGAGAGCCGAUCUGUUAGUGACGAAGUCUGCAACAAAAAAGCGAAGGACGGCAUGAUGGGAAAAUUCCGGCUUUUUUCAGCAGAGAGCAACAACGAGCAGAACCCAAAGAGACGUCGUUUCGUUAUGAAGAAAAGUCUCAGCACGCCAAACUCCGGUCCUUCAAUGUCUGAAUCCGAGAAAGUCCACAAGACUAACAAGAAAAUAGACCAGGUUUUUAACAAACUGAAGCAAACGUUCAGCACUCGACGCUCUGAAGAAGAUCCCGCAUUUCCGUGGAAAUUGAGACGAGCUUCAGAAACGCCUUCUUUCAGUGAAUUAAGCGAUACCAGUGAUGCCACCAUUGAGAGUACCAGAACUUCAGACGGGGACCAACAGCUCAUGAUGAGGGACAACAAGAGAAGAAAAGACGGUGAAGUGCAAGAACCGACCAGAUACACCAUCAUUCCAACUUUAUCUGUACAGAAUUCCAUGACGGAAAACGAAUUCUUCAUUUGGCCGGACCAGUCAAGUCCUAAAGUGAACCAAGACCAACCAAAGCAUAUGUCAGACCUGGUUGAAGUUAGACCAACCAAUCAGUAUCUUCUGUGCACGGAUACCAGUCCCAGUCAGAGCCAUGCUACAACGUUCCGGAAGUCUACAUCGAGUUCAAAGAGUCCUUUCUCCCCGUUUUCCUCUCUUUCCACACUCUCACCGUAUUCCUCACCUGAUGUUGCGGACGAUAACGUGUUCUACAGUCCAAAGCUGCAACGCCGCAGGGAGUCCUCAUCGCCAUGCGAGCCAGGGGAAGGAAUGAGUCGAGUGAGUUCAAGGAGAAGCCGGGCAUCCACAGGUCCACCAAGUGUAGGUCCGAUCCAGAGUCAGGAACAAUUGUCAUCUUGCUACGCUGACUUAAAGUACGGCAUCGAACCUGGCAGGUCGUUCUCGGUGAGCUCAGUUCUUUCCAGUCGCUCAUCAAGACCUGGACGAAUCUCCACCGGGCCCAAGUUCAUGAGCGUGGGUGACCUAUCUGAACCAGAACCAGCUUAUGGAGGAGAAGAGGAUUUGAAUCCAUGGCUUUCAACAAAAUGCGAUCACGGACCGAUGUUCGAUACCCAAAUGGAGUCCUGCUUCCCCAGUGAUGGUAAAGUCAGAUCACGAUCUCUCCCUCGGUCGCUGACCAGACAUCUGGCUCAGCAGAGCUCCGGACUCCCGUUGUGUCCCGCCGCUGCCUCCACAGCUUCAACGUCGCCACAUCGUUGGAGCCCCAACAUGAACAUUUGCCACUUUGACUGGGAUACAGUGAGCCCCCCAACUCCCCCUCCUACGCCCCCUUUGUCGCCGCAUACCAGACGCAUGUCCAAACCUCCCAGUGUUUCCUCGCCAAAUUUUCCCAGUCCACCAGCAGAACCACUGGACACCCAUUCCCCCAGGGGGCAUUUGCCCUCCCGGGGUUAUAUCUCCAGCCUCAGCACCUUUGAGGAGUCCUCGGAUAGCACUUCGGACACGACGACCGACGAUGAAUAUUACUUAGAAGAAAGCGAAAAUGAAGAAAAGGAGACAGAGUUGUGAGACGGUUAGUUUGAUUUCUCUUCAAUCUUGAUGAUCCAAGGCUUUUAUUGUACGGAAAAAGUAGGGAAAAAGGCCGUCGGUCCCAGCAAGUGACUUUAAAGGAAUUUUGUGUCUGGAUUCAUUUUAACAGGACGUACGUAUGUACAAUAUGUAUGCACAGUUUGCUCUGCACAUUUAUGAUAAAGACAUGGAUGCUUAGCACUCGUAUUUUGGAGAGCUGCAUGGCUUCAGUGCGGGAUUUACUUCUGUGGAGUCAUUUUAACCCUCGGGUUUGACGUGUGAUGCAUUAACUGAAUUCUGGGAUUUAUAGCGCUGUAUGUACAAGUGAAAGUCCAUGCAUGCAUAAAAAAAAACAAAGGAGUUAUGAUGCUAAUUUCUUGGGAAAAGUCUUAGGAAAAAAGAGACAUCGUCUUAUAUUGGGGACAAGUGUCAUUUACCAACUCCCCCACUAGGUAGCGCCACUACGCAGUAACUGUGCUUUUAUCCACUUGCUGCUUUAACGCACCCAUAAAGUCAGAUAUCUGGUGGGAUACGCCGUGGUUUCUUCUGCUGCUAAGCAAUAACUCCAUUGGUGAAGGAUAAUUUCAUGUUUUUAGAAUUUAUUUUUUAUUUUUUUUGGUGCUGUAAUGUUUAUUUUCUUGACCACUUUUUUUUGUAAAAUGGUUUAGGGAAUUAUAUUUGCUAAUUUAAUAUUUGUUGUCAAAAUACUUAACACUGUGCCUGAUAUUGUCUUAAUAUUUACACAGUGACAAUUUUAAAGUCUUAAUAUAUCACUUUUAUGAAUAAAUUAAAUGUUUCCAACCACACCUUUUUCAUUCAGCUCAAAAUAUAUUAACUAGUAAAUAAUACUGUUUUGUGUUUGAAUACGGCCUGUUUGUCAAAAUAUGCACAUUCAAACAAAUUGUGUGUACUUUUGGCUUAAAUUAAACAUUUUCCAUCUUAAAACUGGCUAAAUGAAGUAAAAAGAUUUCAAGACGCAUGUAGAAUUCCAGACUGGUCACUAGGUGUCAGUAAUGUUACAUUUAUGAGACUUGCAGCAAGAAGUACAGAAAGAACAACAUGGAACGCUGCCAAUGCUAACAUCCAUCCAUCCAUCCAUCCAUCCAUCCUGCUGGAGCCUAUCCCAAUGCUAACAUGUGAGUCGAUAUUAUUUUAUUAUAUAACCAUUUUAUUAUUAAUUUAUGCCUAAUAUGUCUUAUUUUUCUCUUGUUUACUAUACUGGGUAAUAAGAGUAUAAAGGUGUACAAGUGUGUUAUUUCAUGUCUAAUAAUGUUCAAAUCCCUUAUUUAGAAGUCACUGUGCUCAAACACAUUCACAUAUGACGGUCAGGUCUGGAACUAAUUAAUAGCGAUAAACGAGGGUGAGUGGAGGUGGAGGUUUUUCGGGAGGAGUUCUGUUUUGUUGCCUGCUAUGGUGACCGUUGAGCAAACUCAUGAGCGCAGUAAUCAUAAAAUAGUCACACAUACUGGAUGUUAGUGCUUAGUGUACUUUGCCCCUUCACUUUUUCUACGUUUCCAUGGAGACGACGGACAUGACUUGACAUCAUGCGGGCAGGGCUGCUCCACAUGCUUUGAUUUCGAAUGAGCUUUUUCCAUCAUGUCAUCCCUUGGAACGUGCAGCAGUGUGAGCACAAAGCUAAGUAGUCAAUGAGUGGCUGAGGAACAGGCCGCUUUUGUCAAGUCCAUCCCGUAUUCCGUGCAGACGCGUGCGUCGUUCAACCAUGCGGCAGUUUGUUUAGUGUGCACAUUAGAACAUGACAAACCUCCAGAAACUGAAAUAACACACGGUGGUUAUGUCAUUGGGGAUCUGCUCUAUAGAAGUUACACAUGCAAAUGGCAGCCGUGUUGGCUUUCACUUGACAAUAAACUCUCAUGGGAAGUUGCAGCAGUGUGUGUGUGUGUGUGUGUGUGUGUGUGUGUGUGUGUGUGUGUGUGUGUGUGUGUGUGUGCAGGUGACAAUAAAGAAGGGCUUUGUUUAGAAACCUAAACCUACACAUUGAGUCUCUGGAAACAUUUUGUUUGAAUGAAACCUUUAAAUGAAAUAUAACAGCUAUAGUAAUGUUAAAAUA
Molecule: messenger RNA, 6954 nt
Organism: Doryrhamphus excisus (bluestripe pipefish)
Lineage: Eukaryota; Metazoa; Chordata; Actinopteri; Syngnathiformes; Syngnathidae
Source: RefSeq, a predicted model, not a curated record